UCAUUAACCUCCCUGGAGGUAUUCCCGAGUGUAGCUCGGGGUAGAGUUUCAGUACCACAAGCGGUAACCCCGAGCUACACUCAGGAAUACCCUGCAGUGCUGCUCCGGGAUCCCUUCUGCACUUACCUUGUCCUGCGCUCCUGCCAUGUCCCCCCUGCAGCGUCCCCGGCAAUUUCCUCCGGUUGAUGCCGCCAUCUGUCUUCUGGGUUCCGUUCCCUGCAACGUCAGGAUGUACGGGAACAGAACUGGUGGGAAAUGUGCUACUUAUGGAGCGAAAAAUAUGGUAUACUAAAAUCACAUAGUAAAACAUUACUGUAUCAAACCAUUUCACAUACAU
Messenger RNA from Staurois parvus, 337 nucleotides. The record is from the annotation of a GenBank genome assembly. Lineage: Eukaryota; Metazoa; Chordata; Amphibia; Anura; Ranidae.